Endocarpon pusillum Z07020 is the source of this 1116-nucleotide messenger RNA. RefSeq lists its product as uncharacterized. The transcript is spliced from 4 exons. Bases 1 to 1116 code for a protein of 371 amino acids. Gene Ontology annotation, biological process: post-translational protein targeting to endoplasmic reticulum membrane. Gene Ontology annotation, cellular component: TRC complex; membrane. The record is from RefSeq and is a predicted model, not a curated record. Lineage: Eukaryota; Fungi; Ascomycota; Eurotiomycetes; Verrucariales; Verrucariaceae. Gene Ontology annotation, molecular function: protein binding; molecular adaptor activity.
AUGUCACUCGCCGAAUCGAAGAAGCGCCUCGCACUGGCCAUUAUCGACUUCUUGUCAACGUCGCUCAAAGAUGGGACGCUUACCACUGAUGAUAAUGAAUCUGUCGAGGUUGCAUCAACUUGUAUUGCCGAUGCUUUCAAGGUAGAUCCGAAUGACAAGGCUGCCAUGCAAGACGCCGUCGGCACACAGAAUCUUCACAGCAUCUAUCGUGUUUAUGAAAAAUUGAAGGGUAGGAGUACAGCUUCAACGACCGGCGAGAGCUCAGUACAAGAGGGCCGGCCAAGCACACCAUCCGCACCAAAAAGCGAAGACUCCAAAGCAUCAGCUACAGCGACAGAGAAGCCAAAUCCAGAGGCAGAAAAGUUGAAGAGCGCGGGAAACGCUGCAAUGCAGCAGAAAGACUACCAGACGGCCAUCGCCAAGUAUACAGAAGCUAUCUCCUUGUCUCCUGCGAAUCCAAUCUAUCUCUCAAAUCGCGCAGCUGCCUACUCUGCUUCGGGGGAUCAUGGUGCUGCCGUUGCCGAUGCUGAGAUUGCUGUUGCUGCAGAUCCAACGUACACCAAAGCAUGGUCACGGCUUGGGCUGGCUAAGUUUGCGUUAGGCGACGCGAGAGGGAGUGCGGAAGCUUACCAGAAGGGCAUAGAGUACGAAGUGGCCGAGAUGGAAAAGGAGGAGGAGGAGCACUUGCCAGAAGAUGACGGUGAUGACGCGCCAGGCAAUACCCGAGGUCCUGGUGGUGCGGGAGGUAUGCCAGAUCUCUCCAGCUUGGCCAGCAUGUUCGGCGGAGGAGGCGGUGGUGGAGGUGGCGGCAUGCCUGAUAUAGGUGGUCUGAUGAACAACCCCAUGUUCGCGGGCAUGGCUAGAAACCUCAUGCAAAACCCAGAGGCAAUUCAAGGGUUGAUGAACAACCCUAGAUUACAACAGAUGAUGCAGGGAUUGCAAGGAGGGGGUGGAGGCGGGGGUGGAGGCGAGGGAGGAGGCAGAGGCAGAGGUGGAAUGCCAGAUCUAUCGAGCUUGAUGAACGACCCAAACAUUGCCAAUCUGGCGAAUCAAUUCAUGGGAGGCGGCAGAGGAGCCGGUGGUGGUGCUGGCAGAGGAGCUGGCCAAGGCUCUUGA